Juglans microcarpa x Juglans regia is the source of this 3532-nucleotide messenger RNA. RefSeq names its product receptor kinase-like protein Xa21. Gene Ontology annotation, molecular function: protein kinase activity; receptor serine/threonine kinase binding; ATP binding. Gene Ontology annotation, biological process: protein phosphorylation. Lineage: Eukaryota; Viridiplantae; Streptophyta; Magnoliopsida; Fagales; Juglandaceae. The record is from RefSeq and is a predicted model, not a curated record. The transcript is spliced from 3 exons. Bases 306 to 3248 code for a protein of 980 amino acids.
GGGAAAGAAAAAAAGGAAUAAAAAUGCAGACAACAAAAAAUAAUACCGUAUGUUCUACUCUUUAAGAAUACUGCAGGGCCGAAAUUGAGAGUCAGGGCGCGGGAUUCAAGCUUCUUUUGGCACUUGCACAUCAUCUUCACCACUUCAAUUAUUGUAACUUAUUUUUCCAGUCCGCCAACCUAUCUGUUUGUUUGGACUCUGUAGAAUUUAAAAAUUAAAGCCAAGCCAUAUAUAUGCAACUCUGCUGGGUCCCAGAUGCUAGCUUUUCCUGCUAGUUCACAAACAAGCUCUCUUCAUUAACACCUAUGGAGAGAACUGAUCAUCCACUUUCCCUUAUCGUGGUGAUCAUGAUGCUGGUGCAUUGUUGUUUAUUAAUAGGAAGCUCAGUUAUGGCAGCCACAAUCACAAACAUCAGCACAGACCAAUCUGCUCUUCUGGCUCUCAAAGCUCAUAUCACUCGUGACCCCAACAAUGUCUUGGCAAAAAACUGGUCCAGCAGCAGUACUACCCCAGUUUGCAACUGGGUUGGUGUCACUUGUGGCUCUAGCCACCUUAGAGUCACGGUUUUGGACCUAUCUUUCAUGAAUCUUACCGGCACCAUCCCUCCUCAUCUGGGUAAUCUCUCAUUCCUUGUCGAGCUCCACUUCCACAACAACAGCUUUCAUGGCUCCCUGCCCCAUGAGUUGGCUCGUUUGCGUCGCUUGAAGUUAAUCAGCUUUGGGUACAACAACUUGGAGGGAGAGAUCCCUUCAUUUUUAGGGUCUUUACCAUAUCUUGAAAGCUUGUAUCUGUAUAAUAAUCAGUUUAAAGGUCCCAUACCUUCCUCCAUUUUUAACUCAUCUUCACUGCAAGUACUUCAUCUCAGCGAUAACCCGUUGUCUGGACCAAUACCGAAUGAGAUAGGUGAUCUUCAGAAUCUUGAGGUUUUGGGACUCGAUGGUAACAACUGCAAUGGACUCCUCCCAUCUACACUCUUUAACAUCUCUACGGUCAGACUCAUAGCAAUAACUAAUAAUGAACUUCAAGGCAGUCUCCCAUUAAGCACAGGUCUUUGGGUUCCAAAUCUUGAGAUUCUAGCUAUAGGGGGGAAUCAACUCAGUGGAAGAAUACCCAACUCAAUCUCCAAUGCUUCCAAGCUCACUGACCUCGAGGUAGCUUAUAAUUCAUUCUCUGGCCCUAUCCCCUACACCCUGGGAACUUUAAAAGGACUCAAGUUGCUAAACUUUGCCCACAAUCAACUAUCAGCUAAGUCUUCCACUCCAGAAACGAAUUUUCUCAAUUCUUUGACAAAUUGGAAAAGUUUGAGACUGUUAGAUUUCUCAGAUAAUCCAUUGGAUGUCAUCUUUCCAAAUUCAAUCGGGAAUAUCUCUACAUCUCUUCAAAGUUUUAUACUGAGGAAUGGUAAAGUUGGGGGCAACAUACCUCAGGAUAUUGGCAACUUAAGUAGUUUGACAGUUUUGGACUUAGGAUUCAAUGAAUUGACUGGAACUAUUCCAACUACAAUAGGCAAUUUACGACAGCUUCAAGGUUUGUACCUUCGCAACAACAAUUUGCAAGGAACCAUCCCAUACGGAUUAUGCCAACUAGAGAGCAUGGUUGACUUAUAUUUAGACGAUAAUAAUCUCUAUGGACCUAUACCUUCAUGCUUGGGUAAUCUUACAUCUUUAAGAAAACUGUCAUUAGGCUCCAACAAUCUGACUUCAACAAUACCCACCACAUUGUGGAGCCUAUCCUAUAUGUUGCAUGUAAACAUGUCAUCGAAUUCUUUGAGGGGCUCUAUCUCAUCAGAUGUUGGCAAUCUGAAGGUUGUAACUAUGGUGGAUUUUUCAAACAAUCAGUUUUCUGGAAAUGUCCCAAGCAGCAUCGGGAGCCUUGAAGAUUUAGUGAACCUCUCCUUGGCACAUAAUGAGCUAGAAGGCCCUAUUCCCGAAUCAUUUGGAAAGUUAAUAAGCUUGGAGUUCUUGGAUCUGUCAGAAAAUAAUCUUUCGGGAACGAUUCCUAAAUCCUUGGAAGCAGCCUCAUACCUCAAAUACUUAAAUAUGUCCUUCAAUAGACUGCAUGGAGAAAUUCCUAAUGGCGGACGUUUUGCCAAAUUCUCUGCUCAAUCUUUCACAGGGAAUGAGGCGCUCUGCGGUGCACCUCGGCUGCAAGUCCCACCAUGCAAGAAUGCUACUCUUCCACACUCAAGGAAUAGAGUUGGCAGGAUUGUAUUGAAAUAUGUUCUACCAGCAAUCGCCUCAAUAUUAUUCAUAUUGGUGCUCCUGCUUUUGUUGAUACGAUAUAGAAAAGGUCAAAAGAAACCCACAACUGAGACAGAUUCACUGCCUCUAGCAACAUGGAGAAGAUUUUCGUACAAUGAACUUGUACAAGCAACUCAAGGGUUCAGUGAAAGCAACUUACUUGGUACAGGAAGUUUUGGCUCAGUAUACAAAGGAACUCUCUCGGAUGGGACAAUUGUUGCUGUAAAGGUUUUCAACAUGCAACUGGAAGGAGCAUUCAAGAGUUUCGAUGCUGAAUGCGAAGUGCUAUGCAAAAUUCGUCAUCGAAAUCUGAUCAAAGUCAUCAGCAGUUGCAGCAAUGGCUUAGACUUUGGAGCUUUGGUACUAGAAUACAUGCCUCAUGGGAGCCUAGAUAAGUGCCUGUAUUCUCGCAAUUGUGGGUUGAAUAUCCCACAGAGAUUGAAUAUAAUGACAGACGUUGCAUCAGCACUGGAAUAUCUCCAUCAUAGUCUUUCAACACCUAUUGUCCAUUGUGAUCUAAAGCCCAACAACAUAUUGCUGGAUGAAGAUAUGGUUGCCCGUGUGGCUGAUUUUGGUAUUGCUAAGCUCUUAAACGGAGGGGAUUCUAUAACACAAACCAUGACCCUAGCAACUAUUGGGUAUAUGGCUCCAGAGUAUGGAUUUGAAGGAAUAGUUUCUAAACGAGGUGAUGUGUAUAGUUACGGUAUCUUGCUUUUGGAGACUUUCACAAGAAAGAAGCCAACGGAUGAAAUUUUUGCGGAAGAAGUGAACCUCAGGAAUUGGGUGAAAGGUUCGUUUCCACAUGCACUACUAGAAGUUAUUGAUCCCAAUUUGCUGAGCGCAGAGAAUGGGCAAUUUUCCAUUACCAAGGAGUGUCUGACAUCAAUUAUAGGAUUGGCUCUUGAUUGUACUGUGGAGAGUCCAGAAGAAAGGAUAAAUAUGAAUGAUGUGCUACCUGCACUCAAAAGGAUCAAAACAAAACUUGAGAAGGAUGUUGCACAAGCUUGAUUUGUAACGCCAUGCAAGGGUGGUUCCUUUGAAAGAUGUGGUGGGGGCAAAAUAACAUAUGAGUGAAUUUAGUUCAUAUUAGUUUGAACUAAAUUACACAAAAAUAAUCCCACAAACUAACGUAGUUUCAUGUAAUCCAUCGGAUCUGUUUUACAAUAAAAAUAACUUUACAAUAUAACAAACCACAUCAAGCCACACCAGUUUGUAAAUUUAUUUUUGUAUAAUCACUUUGUGGCUAGAAUAUUUUUCUAUUAGUUUUUAGAUAUAAUGAUCUAGGAUUUGUA